Molecule: messenger RNA, 373 nt
Organism: Pyrus x bretschneideri (Chinese white pear)
Lineage: Eukaryota; Viridiplantae; Streptophyta; Magnoliopsida; Rosales; Rosaceae
Exons: 3
Coding region: 41-373 (110 amino acids)
Source: RefSeq, a predicted model, not a curated record
UAGUCAAAAACCCCAGGUACUGGAGGAACACUACUAUAACAUGGUGGUGAGGUGGAAGAGGGGGCAGUCGGAGUCGCAGUCGCAGAAUUUAUCCACUAGGAUGGUGAAACGGAAGUUGGAAGACGAAUCGACAACAACCGAAGAGAAAACAGAAGAUGAUGACACGGAUAAUGCCAUUAUACCUUCCCCGCCGAAUGUUGAGGUCCGGGCAACUUUUAUUGUAGAAAAUGCUUCUCUGAGGAAAGGCAUCGUUCGAAAGAGGUGGAAGAUUCUAGAUUCAGAGGAAGACGCUGACUUCCUCAAACAAAAGAAAGAUGUGAAUGAUUAUAGGCCUGGAGUUGUCUACCAGUAUAGCGAUAGUGUUAUCAGGUAG